Triticum aestivum (bread wheat) is the source of this 1865-nucleotide messenger RNA. RefSeq names its product histidinol dehydrogenase, chloroplastic. Gene Ontology annotation, biological process: L-histidine biosynthetic process. The record is from RefSeq and is a predicted model, not a curated record. Bases 270 to 1697 code for a protein of 475 amino acids. The transcript is spliced from 15 exons. Gene Ontology annotation, molecular function: histidinol dehydrogenase activity; metal ion binding; NAD binding. NCBI's taxonomy places the organism in Eukaryota, Viridiplantae, Streptophyta, Magnoliopsida, Poales, Poaceae. Gene Ontology annotation, cellular component: cytosol; cytoplasm; chloroplast stroma.
CCGAACUGCAAAUGUGUGGCAGCACUCGGCAGCCUAGGCUCGGCCCAUCAAAAUAAGCAUCACCACCUACGGCCCAUUCAGCGCCGCCACUCUCUCGUUUUCCCCCAUCCGUCCCUUGAGACGGCGCCUCCUUUGCCGGAGCACUCAGCACAGUAGACCACGGUCACGGACAGCGGCGACCUCCUUCCGAGCGUCGCUUUACCGCCGGCCGUAGAAACCCUGCACCGCCGCCGUUUGGUUUCGAAACAGAAUUGAAUCGGGCUCUGUUGAUGGGCAGCUUGCGCGCUCCGCCUCAGCUCGCCGGCGGCACCAGCCUUGGUCGCGGUUACCGGCCCUGUCUUGCCUCUUCCGGGGUCCCCAAAUCCAAAGUGUUGGGUGUUAGCUGCGCGAUGAAGUCCUAUAGGCUGUCCGAUCUCAGUGAUGCCGAGGUUAGCGGCCUCAAGGCGCGCCCUCGCAUUGACUUCACCUCCAUUUUCAGUACGGUGAAUCCGAUUGUUGAAGAUGUCCGCGUCAGAGGUGAUGCUGCGGUUAAGGAUUACACAGAAAAGUUUGACAAGGUCACUCUCGAUAAUGCCGUUGUGCGUGUUAGCGAUCUCCCAGAUGCAGAGCUUGAUCCAGCUGUUAAGGAAGCCUUUGAUGUGGCGUAUGACAAUAUUUAUGCCUUCCAUGUUUCACAAAAGUCGCCAGAAAAGACAGUUGAGAAUAUGAAAGGAGUGAAGUGUAAAAGGAUAACAAGAUGCAUUGGUUCUGUCGGGCUGUAUGUUCCAGGGGGCACUGCAGUCUUGCCUUCAACUGCAUUGAUGCUUGCUGUGCCUGCACAGAUUGCUGGAUGCAAAACUGUAGUUCUUGCCACACCCCCUAGUUGUGAUGGUAGCAUAUGUAAGGAGGUUCUUUACUGUGCUAAAAAAGCUGGUGUUACACACAUACUAAAAGCUGGGGGAGCUCAGGCAAUCUCCGCUAUGGCAUGGGGAACUGCAUCAUGCCCAAAGGUUGAGAAAAUAUUUGGUCCCGGCAACCAGUAUGUCACAGCUGCUAAAAUGAUUCUUCAGAACAGCGAAGCUAUGGUCUCUAUAGACAUGCCUGCUGGCCCUUCAGAAGUUCUGGUAAUCGCUGACAAAUAUGCCAACCCAGUUCAUGUUGCCGCUGAUCUGCUAUCUCAGGCAGAACACGGCCCAGAUAGUCAGGUUGUUCUAGUUAUUGCGGGAGAUGGUGUUGAUUUAGCUGCCACUGAAGCAGAAGUUAGCAAGCAGUGUGAUGCUCUUCCUAGAGGCGACUUUGCUUCCAAAGCACUUGGCCACAGUUUCACUGUGUUUGCCAGAGAUAUGGCUGAGGCAUUAUCGUUCUCAAAUAUGUAUGCUCCUGAGCAUUUGAUCAUCAAUGUAAAGGAUGCUGAGCAAUGGGAGGAGCUCAUCGAGAAUGCAGGGUCAGUUUUCUUGGGACAAUGGACCCCCGAGAGCGUCGGUGACUACGCUAGUGGGACGAACCACGUCCUCCCAACCUACGGUUACGCGAGGAUGUACAGCGGUGUGUCGCUGAAUUCUUUCCUCAAGUACAUCACUGUUCAAUCCCUGACUGAAGAAGGGCUGAGAAGGCUGGGUCCCUACGUCGCAAAGAUGGCAGAAGUCGAAGGCCUAGAAGCGCACAAGCGAGCUGUUACCCUCAGACUGCAAGAGAUCGAAGCCACUGUAACUGUUUAAACUGUUAACAUGGUCUGUUGUGCCAGUCUAUUUGAUGCUUGGGAACUGAUAUUUUUCUUAAUUCUUAUCGGAUGGGACUUGCCAGAGUUUAAGGUGAAGAAUACGAAGCUGUUUCAUGGAAUAAUGCUACUUAUGUCGAUCCGUUAAAUGAAUAAACUUGUGAGUACA